This is a messenger RNA of Cryptotermes secundus, 7959 nucleotides long. RefSeq lists its product as uncharacterized. The record is from RefSeq and is a predicted model, not a curated record. The coding region runs from base 3318 to 6572 and encodes 1084 amino acids. NCBI's taxonomy places the organism in Eukaryota, Metazoa, Arthropoda, Insecta, Blattodea, Kalotermitidae. The transcript is spliced from 14 exons.
AACACAACUUCCUUUUCACUACUGGGAACACGUGCGGCUGGAGCUAUGUCCCUUCGACAAACGCGCAUGCGCAUUCGAGAUGUGCUAGUUUCAGUACUUCAUCUUUUGGCGCAUAUUGUACAGGGUGCAUCAGAAAGAAUGGAUGGAUUUCACAGGGCAAUAAAAUUGGUAAGGCUCCAUCAAAUCCAAAUUUUAUUGUUACCAUCAGAUUUGCCAAUACGUGCAGUUUAUUUGUGGAAUACAGUAUCAUCCAUAUGAUGUCCUUGGCUUCUGAUACAGACAUCGAGGCGUUUUCUGAAGUUAUUCUUCACUCUCGUGGUCAUAUCUGGUGGAAUUGUCGUGAUUUCUUCUUGAAUUGCUGUCUUCAGCUUGUCCAGUGUAUGUGGUUGAUGUUUAUAAACUUCCGCCUUCAAAUGGCCCCAAAGGACGAAAUCGCAGGGCUCAAGAUCGGGUGAACGUGCGGGUCAAGGAAUGUCACCGCAAUGCAAGAUUACUUUAGGUUCAACCUAGGUUGAACCUGUGGCACGAAAUGAAGCCACCCACCGCAAAAUUGUGUUCAGAGUAUGGAUCCUAUCGCGACGUCCGACCUGAAAUGAGUGCUGAAGGCUAGUUGAGUGGCGAUCACAGACUAUUUUUAAAAAACGUCUCUAUGAGAAACGCACACUGUGCACCCAACCAGUCCAUGUUACCAACUGAAACUGCAUUCUCCUGCCGACCCAACGGUCGGCCCCCCCCACUCUACGCCUCCCCUCGUCGCAGCAUAACGGUCGCUUGAAAUCCAACCAUCCUUUCUGACACACUCUGUAUUUGGUAACUUUCUUGUCUCAGAGUACUUUUGGAUUGUUCUUAAAAUCAUCUUCUGAUAUAGUUUCCCUGUAGUGGACAAGAGGCUGAUCGAACAUAAGUUUUGGGAAAAUUUUGGGUCCAUGCUGGGUUUUGGCAGAGUUAUGUUUUUUCCUUCCUUCCAAGUUGCUGGGAAGUGACUGAGCUGGAGUCAGUGAUUGAAUAAAUGUGUUAAAUGCACACGAGGUCUUGCUGGAAGAUACGUGCUUUGCAUAAUAAGGGUUAUAUUUCUUAUGAUAUAUCACAGGGUCACAUAUUAGCAAGGGUGUCUUCAUCAAUGGUAGCCAGCAGGGCUUCGACUGUAUCCACCACACAUCGACUGUAAUCAUAAUCACACAAGUCAUGUGCUCUGAACUGUUUUUCUAAGCAGUCUGUGAUCAUCUUGGCCUUAUCAAUUGGAUUAGAUAUGGGACUUGAGGAACCAUAUAUUGCAGAUGGUGCCUUUGGUUCACCACUUUUUGUGAGGAACUUCACAAUAGGUCAUAUUGCUUAAGGUGUGACUUCACAGUUUGCCAACCUUGUUUCCCAUCUUUCAAGUGGUCUUUUCAUGACCAUUUUCCUGAUAUUUUGAGGAACCCAGUUCAGUGCCGUUUUGCAUGCUGGAUCCUUGGUUUUAUGCCAUAAUUUUAAGAGCUUUCUCUUAUGCCUCAAUAGACAGUCUAGGCCAGGUGUUUCAUAUAUCUGGUCUAAAAUUGUAGUUUUUCAAGCUGAUAGUCUGUACACCAUGGCUGUAGUGGUUGCAAAGUCAUAUCCUGCUUCUUUAGCUUCAUUGGAAGAGUAAAUUUGGAGCAGUAAGUCUGCAACUUUACCGAAACCCAGUAAGGACCCAAAAUUUACUCAAGAGUUUACAUUUAAUAAGCUGUGUGUCCACUACAGCCAAAGUUUUUGAAAAAGUCAUUCUAAAAGUGGUCCAGAGUCAAAUUUGGGUGAGAGAGCUGCUUAAUGAUAGUUUGUUUUCCAUGAACGGCUUAGCACAACUCUGAAAUGUGUGAGGCUUAUGAACCAGGUGUCCUUAAACUUCAACAAUAACAUGUCCAUGGCGGCGGUAUUCUUUAGUUUCUGUCGAAGGCGAAAUAUCCACGCCUAGAGAAAUAUUAGCAAGGGUGCCUCAAGGUUCCAUUUUAUCCCCAUCAUUGUACAGUAUCUACAUGACUAAUACAAUGGCCUAGUACAAGGAUAGCUUUACUUUUUUAUACCUCUGACACCAAGUGUUUAUCUGGCCCUCUUUGCCUAUGACAGUUGAGACAUGGUGCAAGUGCAGGGUCGUUAAAAUUAAUAAGGAUAAAACUCAGGCCUUCUGCUUCUCUCAUAGGCUUAGACCACCUUGGUGUAAACUUCGACAAUGGGAUUACAGUGAGAUUGCAUAUAGAAGUGAUAAGGCCUUCCAAACAUUUAUUAGUCUACUCCUUAUUAAAAUUUAGCAAUUAAGCACUAACAUUAAACUAAACCUCCAUUAAGCACUAAUUAUAUCAGUAAUGACUUAUGCUUGCCCCACCAGGGCAGAUACACACCUUUGAAAUUGCAGUGUGUGUAAAAUAAGGUUAUCUGCACAACUGGUAAAUUUUCAAAGUGCACACCAGUCUGCAAGUUUCACAUGGCUUUCCAAGUACAAUAUAUGUAUGAUUACAUAACAAAAUUAUCCAGGCAACAAGCAGAGGUCAUAAAAAUUGUGAAAAUGCAAAUGUUUGUGAUAUCUCGAAAGGCGAAGCCAGAAACAGAAAAUGUGAGAGGCAUAAACUUAGUAGCAGUCAGGUGCCUAGGCAGCCGUUGUAACAUGAACUGCAUGAGUUGGGGUAUAAUCUGCUAUGCCAAGACUGGACUAACAGAGGCAUUGUACUGCAUGAAGUCAUAUGCGAGAUAGAUUUCCGCUUAGAGCAUUUGUAUAUGAAGAAUGUUGCGAUUGGUUCAAAUGAGCCUUUUUUUUCAAUUGUAGAAAAAAAAAUGUAAAUACAAAAAAGGCCUAGGCAAUGUCCAUCCGACCUCUUCAAAUGAGCGAGGGUGUCGGAGACAGUGUGACAUCUUUCGUGAAUAAUUGUAACGAUUUGCUUUCGUGGUCCAAGUAACUCAGAAGACUAGAUUAAGAUGGCGGUAGUGCAUCGUGGGUAGUCCGUGCGGCACUCUACAUCUCACCAUUGUCAAAUACUAGUGUCGAGUUGCAUGUUUCUAUGACGUUCUAUGACGUUAUCCAUGAGCAUGGCUGACGAAUGUAAUGACAGGUGGUGUUUUAUUCUAGAUUUUAAGCGUUUUUUCCUGCUGUAAAUAUCUGUGAUAUAUUUGUGAAUAACAAGGAAGAACAAUUUUAUGACAGUUUGCAACUAAGCUAUGCAUACCGCAUUGGAUGCUGUUCCUGUGCCCUGUCAGCAUUCUAACAGACGAAAAGUAUAUUAUUAUUAUUCGUGCCAAGACAAAGCAUCUGAUCGAGUGAAUUCUGUCUUUUCUUAUUACCCACAACAGUGCUUUGAAACAGGUUAUUUAUGGGCUCAUGUAUGUCAUGUAAAGCUGGGAAGGAAGCACAUGAGUAUACCACCUCACCAGCAGCCUAUCCGACACAGCGUACUUGCUACUACUACAGCAUGGAGAAUGGGCCAUUCAGUAGUACCUCACAGGGUGAGAAUAAGGGGUUGGCAAAGCGGUCCACACCGUACACACGUGGCCAGGCAACACUGUUUGGUUUCAAGCGACGUUCUGCGUCUGCUGUACCAACCCCAGUUACCAACACAUCUACCCCAAUGUUGGAUAAUGCUGGAAGCCUAGCUGGUAGCAAGGCAGCUUCCCAGGAGUCACUCAACAGUAUUAGCCCCAUUCCAUCAGGGAGAUCCACCCCCAGGCUCUCCCGGCCAAAGAAAGAUGCUGAUGGAAACUUGAUCAGAACUAAUCGCUUUGGCUUUCGAGGCCCUGCUGUAGCCUCCAUCACAAAUAAAGUUUCAGAUUCUAACUAUAACAGUAACCCACCUGUCAUGUCUUCACAUCAUGCAUCCAGCCAUCACAACCAGGAAAAUCAAAGUGUUCUCCGUGUUGAGAAACCAAGGGCUAAAGGAGGUGGUAAAAUUGUUACCCCUGUGACUCCUGGAAUGAAACACUCUGCACAUUCUAUUACAAGCAGUGGUGAUAGUGGUAAGACUAAGCAGCAGCUCUCUCUUAUUCCCCAACCUGAGCAUCACGAACAUGGAAAAGCAUCACGAUUCACCCUCCAGACCUCACUUCUACCCAGGCCACAAUAUCCUAUUCGACUUACAUCUGUGGACAGUGAAAAGACAACAAAAGGGGCUAAAACAGCUGCAAACAACAGCACGAGGAAAGUAUCAUACCAUGUAUCAGGUGGAGAGGAGUCAUCAUCGAAGGAAGGUUCACUUAAUGGUGAUUCAGGCAUUGGUAGUCAUCAGAGUGGAGCUGCUUGUUAUGGAGAGACUGACACCCUGCAAGGUAUAGAGCAACUUGACAGCAGUCCAACAUUUGGUCUUCGUAGAAAUCGUAAACCGCGGGCUCUUGAGAUGGUUGUGAAUGGCCAAUAUUUUGAUGUUAGAGACCUGAAAGAUGAAGAUUCUUCUGCAGCUGAUGAUCCAAAUGUAAUUACUGAAAUCUCUUUGAUCUCAAUUCCAAGCUCCAAACCUACAAAUGGCACAAUCAAAACAGUUCAAAAUACAGGGAUAGUACAACAAAGAUCAAUGCAAUAUCAGAGGCAAAUUGCAAAUGAUAACAAGAGACAAGGGAGUUCUUUCACUGCAUCCUCAGAUGAGUUUCGAGAUGAUGGUCUUGUUGGAGAAGGGGAAGAGAAAGCCCUUAGAGAUCGAUCACACAGUGAGAAGACUGAGUCUAUUAAAGACCAUAUCACACCAUGCAGUAUUGAAGACCAAGAAGACUGGGGUCACGGUGAGGCCAUGGCAGAAGAAUACAGUAGCUCAAGUGAGGAUGGGCAUGGUGUCCGUUGUGGUUCAUCACCUGAAAGUAUGAACUUGAACGCUGCAACGACAGUAACAGUUCCAGAACCUGCCCAGCAACCACGACCUGUUAUGCUAACCAUUGAGGAUCCCUUAUUUGCAGCAAUAGCAGCUGCUGCUUGUCCAACAAUGAUUGAAGAUGAAACAUCCCCAGUUGAUAGCCUCUUCAGUAGUAGCACUGCCACCAGCACUGCAUCAGAGAUUUUGGAGAAGGACCAACCAGUAUCAAACCCUCUUCCAAAAGAUGACAAUAAGAGCAUGCAGGAUCAUGACAAAGGCAAUGCAGAGGGUUCUGCACACCGAUCUGCAAACAUGCUGAGCCCUGAUAGCCCUGGAACUCCUACCAAUGCCUCCACAUCCCUCUCUCUGUCUGUGUCAGAAGGAAGAGACUUCCUUAUUGAUGAUGAGAUUGCAGACCAGCCUGGGCUGACUUUUGAUGAUGGUGCUAACACUACAGCAAGAGGACAUAUUGAAAGUGGUGACAUGGCCACAUCUUCUGGAGGCUGCACCAGCCAACUUCUAUCUAUGACAGAGAAUACAGCCACCCUUAUAGACUCCACAUCUAAACCAGUUCCUAAACAACGAGUUUCAGCAUCUUUUGAUGGUAGCCCUGUAAGGACAAGACGAAUUAGCAGGACUGGAUCAAUUGACACCCUCUCUCCCUGCGAGAGCAUUGCAUCUGAUGACCUAAUGCUGGACUAUGAGCGCAGCGAGGGAAGCUUAUUUGACUGCACAGCUGAAAGUCGUCUGGACAAUUCAAGUGGGGUCAUUUAUCAGCGUGAAGAAGCCACACUUAUGUCAGAGCUAGAGUCAAAGUCUGACAGUGUUCUGCGAGAAUUGUCAUCCCUCCUUGGGGCCCAUGCCAAGGAAAAAGGGUUGGUGAGUGGGCGGCCAGCCGCGAGAGUGUUGAGGUCACGAACUGGAAGUACCCCUGAUUCCCCUCGCUCUUUGGAUCCGAAAGCACGUGUUGCAGGGAGUCCUUUGAGGCCACCAAGGCAGGUGACUCCAGGUUCUGAAACAGAAGACAGCAGCCUGAGGCUAGAUCGAGGCACCUAUCAGUACAUGUACCAGGACAUAGUGAACAUCAAGACCAUGCUUCUAAAGCUGAAGAGGGUCUUACAGGAGAAUGAAGAGAACAGUUUGAUGAGGGCAGAAACUCUCAACCCAUUCGAUGGAACAUUGAAGAAUGGUCUCUUCUACACCCUGGCAAAUAGUGAGGUAAUGGCUGCUGUCAACACUGAAGAUGGCAGUGAGUCAGGUGUUGGCCAUUCUCCACAAGAGGAAGUGGCAGAUCUUCGGCGACAGGUGGUGUUCCUGCAGCAGCAGCUGGAUGAGAAGGAACGCACAAUACAACUUCUCCAGCUGCAGAUGACAAAGUACACAAACUCAGAUGCCACAUCAAAUGCAGCAGGCAAAGAGUCAUGCAAUGCUGCUACGCAGACCGAGAGGGUUCGGCCAGUGUCAGCAGGACCAUCCCUCCUCCAGUCACUGCCAUCGGAAAAUAACAUGGGACCUCUUGUGAGUUUGACUGACACGUGGGACCGGAGAAGACUGCCAUCACUGGGGGAGCUGAGAGUUGGACGACAGCCAGUGGUGACAACUUCAAAACUCCCAGGGAAAGGGGUCUGGAAGCAGCGAACUAACCUGGCAGCAUCAGAACUUGUUGCUGCAGUGGCAUCCAGGUCUGAUCAAUCAGGCAUCCCCACAAGGAAGUACAGUGCUGUCAACAUGUCCUCAACACUACCAAGGAGGAGUCAUAUAGGAAGUAAUAGCAUAGCGACCAAAACCUGAGAGAAUUUGUAGAUUUCUGUGUUGUAUGUUGUGAUUUAUUUGAUCACUAAUGGUAGCCAGUGGCCUGCUGUAGACUGUGGACCAUCCUUUUAGAAAUAUGUUCCCCACCUCCUUCCCAUGCAACUGUGUAAGGAGUUGAAUUUAUUUAAAAUUAAGGUGGGGAAUUGACAUGCUCCUGGCUUAAUUACAUAUUGUGGACAUAGCUAUGAAAUUCCCUUUACUUUCACACAUUCCAUUGUACAGUUUUAUCUUAUUUUUUAAUUAAAUUAUUGUGUUUUGAGAAAUUAAAUUGUUAUUAAUGUAAGAUAGUGUAACAUGUCUGAAUUGUAAUAAAAUUAUGUAAGAUCCAAGGUCAUUCCAGUUAGUGCUAUUGAGUAUUGUAAUGAAACGUCCAGUUGAAGUUCAGAUGUUCAGUAUAAGUUGAUUACAAUCGUAUAAAAAUCCCAAAUCUUGUAUAUUUGUGAGUACAUUUUAGUACUUACCAUUGCUAUGAUAUUCACUAUUCUUCUCUAUAUUGAACAAUUUCUCUUAGGCCUAUUGAAAUGUGAGGAGGUGCAUUUGGUUGUAGCAUCAGAAGAGAAUUUCAGAAAAUGUUUGAACUCCUCACAAUUUCUGUUCAAAGUGAGCUGCCUGCAAGGGUGAAUAGUUGUGCAAUGAUUUUAUAUUAACUAAAAUAAUACUCUCUGUAAUUAAAAAAAUAAACUUUCGAUACAUCUAUCAAAACAUGUUAUUAACAAAAAGUGCAAUCAGUUGUAUGUGUAUAAAUACAUAUAUUGUAAUGUGACUGUUAUUUAUUAUUGCCAAAUUAAUCACAGACAAGUGACAUGCAAUUCUGUGAUGGUCAUGUGUAUAUUUAUUGCUCUUUGUACAGAAAUAUGAACAAGCAAUGUAGGAAACUUAUUUGUAUGUGUACAUAUUUUGUAAUAAUGAGGAGAUAGAAAGUCCAGUGCAUGGCAAGGUUUUGUAUUGUUUUGGUGCUAGAAAAUGACAUUAAAUGUGCUGUUUGGAUCUCAAACAUAGAUGACAUUAUUUUAGUUCUUGUAAUUAGCAUGUACAAAGGGCACUAGAUAAUUAAGAUGGUACUAUCCAUGGACUGUAUUUACACACAUAAUUGUCACCCUCACAUUAUGGUUGAUAUCCAGUGUUAUGGUAUGGAAUUAGUGUUGUAUGCUUUCUAAGCAAAAAUCAUGUUACAGUUUUGUUAUAGUUCUUUUUUACUUGGCACUUACAUUUGAAUUGAUACACUUUUUAGAGUAUGUGACAUUAUCAACUCAGCAUUUCAGAGAACUAUUGGCAGUGAUAUAGUGAUAGCACCUUUUCGAUAUAUACAGUGCUCUAAUAUUUUAUACAUGGUCUAGAGAACCGAAAUUAACGGCCGUGGGGAUUC